This is a messenger RNA of Knipowitschia caucasica, 1500 nucleotides long. The record is from the annotation of a GenBank genome assembly. NCBI's taxonomy places the organism in Eukaryota, Metazoa, Chordata, Actinopteri, Gobiiformes, Gobiidae.
AUGGACCCACACUCACCCUCGUUCAGCAGACUCAGGGAGAACAGCACGACGCAGGGCUGGGGUGAUGAGGCGACGCGGGGCGUCAUGACGGCGGACAACAUGCUGGAGGACCUACCCGUGGAGCGGUACGAGCGCGGGCGUCAGGGAUGCUGCGAGAGAGUUGUGAUCAAUAUCUCGGGAUUACGGUUUGAGACGCAACUCAAAACUUUCAACCAGUUCCCAGACACACUGUUGGGAGACCCGAGGAAGAGGAUGCGAUACUUUGACCCGUUACGGAAUGAGUACUUUUUUGAUAGAAACAGACCCAGCUUUGAUGCCAUACUGUACUACUACCAGUCUGGAGGGCGCAUCCGCAGACCCGUCAACGUGCCCAUUGAUGUCUUCUCUGAGGAAAUCAGAUUUUACCAACUUGGAGAGGAGGCCAUGGAGAAAUUCAGGGAGGACGAGGGCUUCAUAAAAGAAGAAGAGCGAAUUCUCCCCAAAAAUGAUUUCCAAAAGCAGGUUUGGCUCCUGUUUGAGUAUCCUGAGAGCUCAGGGCCAGCCAGGGGUAUAGCCAUCGUGUCGGUGCUCGUCAUCCUGAUUUCUAUUGUUAUAUUUUGUAUGGAAACUCUGCCUGAGUUCAGAGACGACAGGGACCAGUCCACAGUGGCCCCAGUUAUCAAUGGCACGUCCACUUCGCGUCCGAAUCCGUUUACAGACCCUUUCUUUGUGAUCGAGACGCUGUGCAUCAUCUGGUUCUCUUUUGAACUACUGGUCAGGUUUUUCGCAUGUCCUAGUAAGACGACCUUCUCCAAAAACAUUAUGAAUAUCAUAGACAUCGUAGCCAUUUUCCCAUACUUUAUCACACUUGGGACGGAGCUGGCUGAGACGCAGACAAACGGAGGGCAACAGGCGAUGUCUCUGGCCAUCCUCAGAGUGAUCAGGCUGGUUAGAGUGUUUCGUAUCUUUAAGCUCUCACGACACUCUAAAGGCCUGCAGAUUUUGGGGCAGACUCUCAAAGCGAGCAUGAGGGAACUGGGCUUGCUCAUAUUCUUUCUAUUUAUUGGAGUAAUUUUAUUUUCUAGCGCUGUUUACUUUGCCGAAGCAGAUGACCCCACAUCCAGCUUCACCAGCAUCCCGGACGCGUUCUGGUGGGCCGUGGUGACUAUGACCACAGUGGGGUACGGAGACAUGCACCCGGUGACGAUCGGGGGGAAGAUUGUGGGUUCUUUGUGCGCCAUCGCCGGAGUCCUGACCAUCGCCUUACCCGUGCCUGUGAUUGUGUCCAACUUUAACUACUUCUACCACCGGGAGACGGACGGUGAGGAGCAGCCAGUCUACAAGCACACGACCAGCUGCGACCACCUCCCCCCAGAGGAGCUGAAGGGGUCGUAUAGCUCCUCUUCGCUCGGUAAAUCGGACUAUAUGGUGAUCGAAGAAGGCGCGUUCACACAGCCCAACUUCACCACAGAGAACACGCAGAACUGUGUCAAUAUCAAGAAGAUAUUCACAGACGUGUAA